UUGUUUCUUUUCGUUUUCACGUCAAGAUGACGAGCUACAAGGCGUUUCACUCGCAGCUGUCGUCCAUCAUGGAGGCUCUGAGCCGAGCGGCCGUGGCGGAGAUCUGCGAGCUGGUGGACGACGGCUACGCCGUGCUACGGCUCGAGAUCACGCGCAGUCACCGGGAGAAAGAGGCGCUGCGGAGGAAGCUGGAGCUGGUCGAGAACGUGCUCGCCCGGGGGGGACACAGGGGGGGGGACCUCGCGAUGCUCGAGGCAGCCAGCGAGGGGUUUAUGGAUUUUACUGUCGAGCAUGAGUUACCAGCUGCAGCGGGGGCCAAACCGCAAAAAGGAAAUGUCAAAAGCAGCGGGAGGGUCCCAGCGUUGGAGGCUACGACAGAGCCGACGUCGUCAGCCAACCAGGAUCCUUCGCCAGGAGCUGCAGAGGAGCCCAGUGAUCCAGAGGUCGUUUUGAUAAAGGAGGAACCCGUAAAAGAAGAGGCGAACGCCAGCUACGCCACAGACGAGCUGCUUCUCACCCACGACGGAACGGCGCUGCGGCUGCCAGAUCCAGACGACGGCGAGGAAGGCCCCUCGGGGAUGCUGACCGCGGCCUCGGCGGCCGUCCUGAGGCUGUGGGAUCAGAGCAGCGACGGGCCGCCGGAGCGCCAAGAACCCCACAGUGCACCGGGGUCCCCGGGCGCCGCGGGGCACGCCGACAGCCGCUCUUCGGACGCCGUGUUCGACUUGGCCUCGGCGUCGGACUGCGAAGCCCCGCUGCCCGCUGGGACGUGCGAGCCGAAGCGCGGCGCGUCUCUGACCAGCUCCCUCCGCUACAACGCAGAGCCGGAUCUGUGCUCCUCCUCGUGGACCAAUCAGGGCCUGCCGAGCGCGGCGCCCGCCCCUCACCGGACCGCGCUGCUGGACAAAGUCUCGGAAAUGAGCGUUCCGGGUUUCCCCUUGGCGCUCGGUCUCGGCGCGUACAGGUUCUGCGGCGACCGGCGCUUCUCGUGCAGCUACUGCGGGAAGUGCUUCACGUCUUCCCGGAGCCUGGAGACCGUGCGCGUCCACACGGGCGAGCGCCCGUACAGCUGCGCCCAGUGCGGGAAGCGCUUCACGCAGUCGGGACACCUGAAGACGCACCAGAGCGUCCACACGGGGGAGCGCCCGUUCGCCUGCGAGCACUGCGGGAAGAGGUUCGCCGGGAAGCAGAACCUGAGGAUCCAUCAGCAGAAACACCACGCGGCCGAGCAGAGCGCCGUUCACGUUUAACACGGAAACACGGUGCACCGAUGCUACUGAACGCCAAACUGGGGACCGACCACGACCUCACCGCUGUUACUGGAGUCAUUUAGCCCUCCUAGUGUCCCCGUGGGUCUCAUUUGACCCAUUUUUUA
Molecule: messenger RNA, 1375 nt
Organism: Perca fluviatilis (European perch)
Lineage: Eukaryota; Metazoa; Chordata; Actinopteri; Perciformes; Percidae
Product: zinc finger protein 784
Biological process (GO): regulation of transcription by RNA polymerase II
Molecular function (GO): RNA polymerase II cis-regulatory region sequence-specific DNA binding; DNA-binding transcription factor activity
Source: RefSeq, a predicted model, not a curated record